Molecule: messenger RNA, 1098 nt
Organism: Choloepus didactylus (southern two-toed sloth)
Lineage: Eukaryota; Metazoa; Chordata; Mammalia; Pilosa; Megalonychidae
Gene: TXN
Product: thioredoxin
Exons: 6
Coding region: 442-942 (166 amino acids)
Molecular function (GO): protein-disulfide reductase activity
Source: RefSeq, a predicted model, not a curated record
GGGAAAGGUGAGGACGUAGAGGGGGUCAGGCCUUGUCCCUAUCUGUGUCCGGAUCCGAAGAGGGAAGACCCCUUGGGAAAUGCACGGGGUCGCGGGCCGCUCUCCCACCCCACGAGCGACAUGAUCUGUCCUCGCGGGGAGGUGGCCCCCGGGAGCGGGUCCGGACCGGAGCCCUCUGCACCCCCACUCCCGGCUGCCUCCAUCACUGUCGGACCCCAAAGAUGAUGUGUGCGGAACCCGCUCGGAGGCGACGGAUCCGGCUGGAGACAUCCCGGGGCACGUGGGCAAGGCCAGGGGCGCCCCCGAGUCUUUUCCGAGGCCGCCGGUACGGAGGUGGCGUGAGGGGCCCCAGGUGGCCGCGAGGAAGUGAGGUCCGGGCCGCGCCCACCCGACUCCUCCUCCUGCGGCGCAGGGCGUGUUUCCGGCAGCGCUGGCUUUGGAAUGACUCAGUCCUCGAGGCCCGGGCCCAGCCCGUCUGGGAUUAACCCACAGCCCCUGGGUUUCGCGGGAUCCUGGGUUCCCCCUGGGAGCCGACGCCCCGGGCUGUGCCCUUCUCGGCCUUCGGUGUCUGAACAUAGUGCUGGACUUCUGGGCAGUUUUCAACGUUUCAGUGAAUGUUUUUUUCAUACAGCUUUGUACAGUCUUCAGGAAGAUUUUAAGUCAGCCUUGGAGGAUGCUGGAGAUAAACUUGUAGUAGUUGAUUUCUCAGCCACAUGGUGUGGGCCUUGCAAAAUGAUCAAGCCUUUUUUCCAUUCCCUCUCUGAAAAGUAUAGCAAGGUGGUGUUCCUUGAAGUAGAUGUGGAUGACUGUCAGGAUGUUGCUGCAGAUUGUGAAGUCAAAUGCAUGCCAACAUUUCAGUUUUAUAAAAAGGGACAAAAGGUGGGUGAAUUUUCUGGCGCUAAUAAGGAAAAGCUUGAAGCCACCAUUAAUGAAUUAAGCUAAUCAUGUUUUCUGAAAACAUAACCAGCCAUCAGCUGCUUAAAAUUUACCUUGUAAUUUUUUUAUUUACAAAAAAGAAAGAUCACGUAUGAAGACUAUAUACCCAACUGCCAUCUGAUUAUAAAUGACAAUAAAAUAUUAAUUCUACCCUUUUUAAAA